Amphiprion ocellaris (clown anemonefish) is the source of this 3094-nucleotide messenger RNA. RefSeq names its product zinc finger protein 648 (gene znf648). Gene Ontology annotation, molecular function: RNA polymerase II cis-regulatory region sequence-specific DNA binding; DNA-binding transcription factor activity. The record is from RefSeq and is a predicted model, not a curated record. Gene Ontology annotation, biological process: regulation of transcription by RNA polymerase II. NCBI's taxonomy places the organism in Eukaryota, Metazoa, Chordata, Actinopteri, Pomacentridae. The transcript has 2 exons. The coding region runs from base 215 to 1678 and encodes 487 amino acids.
GCUGACAUGCAGGAUAGAUGCUGACCCAGAGACGGCUGCUGCCAAACUCCGCCCGGUAACACCGAUGGACAUCUCAUAGAGUUAAACUAGAUCCGGAGCGACAGGAUCUCUGUGGCAUCUCCUGGACCUGUCCUGCUUGGAGGGAGACCGCAGGGUUAUUUUAAAGAGGAUUGUGUCAGGAGACACCUGCAGAAGAUUCCUUGCCAAAGUGACCAUGGCUGAAGAAAUGUCCCUGCAGACGUGUAACUUGGCUGCUGAGAAAAGAAGUAAAGGGAAACGUCAAAUAAGACGCAGCGUCACUCAUUUACCUCCAGAUGGACAUCUCAUCAGUGGCACUCACAACAUGAGGCCUGACUCUUCAUUUGGCAGUAUUUGUGUAAGUAUGGACUCACUUGCAGAGAGCAGCGAUGCUGGAAUCCUUUAUCUGAACCCUCAAACACCCAACUGGUCUCUCGUGGAGAAGUUUGCUGAGCUUUCACCAGGAGAAGAGACAGAGAUAAACAAUGACCAAGAUGACAACAGAGAAUUGUUACAAUGCACUAAAUAUACUGAGACCAACACAAUGUAUGAACCUAAUGCAGUGCUCUUGGAUGCUGUGAACAAGAAGAGAAAAAACGGCCUCAUAAACCAAAGUGAUGUCUCAGCCAAACAUAAGACAUCGAAGCUCAAAGAGCUAAAUGUUGAGGACUUUUCUCCAAACAGAGGUGAGAAAAAGGCCAAAAAGAAAAAAGCUUCUGUGAAGAAGCUACUUAUAAAGUGUGAAGACAACAAGAUCCCUCGACUUCUGGUGGCAAUGAAAAAACGCAGUGGAGUUGACACAGAGCACCGCCCCUUCAAAUGCUCGCACUGCCACUGGGCUUUCAAGAAGCUCUGCAACCUGCAGAGUCACUUACAGACUCACACUGGCCUCAAGCCACAUGUGUGUGAUAUAUGUGGCAAGGCUUACUCUCACCAGGGCACACUGCAGCAGCACAAGCGUCUGCACACGGGCGAAAGACCGUAUCACUGCCCCUUCUGUGUCAAAACCUAUAUCUGGUCCUCAGAUUACAGAAAGCAUAUUCGCACACACACUGGUGAAAAGCCCUAUAUAUGCGACACUUGCGGCAAGGAUUUCAUUCGCUCCUCUGACCUGCGGAAGCAUGAGCGCAACAUGCACACAAAUGACAAGCCCUUCCCAUGCACACACUGUGGCAAGACCUUCAAUAAGCCACUCUCCCUGAAGCGCCAUGAGCGAAAGCACCUGGGAGAAAGACCCUUCUCCUGCCCCGACUGUGGAAAGUCUUUUGCCUUGGCCAGCCGAAUGGCGGAGCACCAGAAAAUCCACACAGGACUGCGUCCAUACGUCUGCUCUGUGUGCUCAAAGUGUUUCACAAAGUCCUCCAACCUGGCCGAGCACGAGGCCAUUCACAGCGGAGUGCGGCCCCAUAAGUGUGAAGAGUGCGGCGUUGCGUUUGCCAUGGCCUCCCGCCUUGUUCGUCACCAGUUCAUUCACAAUAAAGAGAAACCUUACAGCUGCUCAGGCUGCAGCAAGAACUUCAGCCACCUGGCAAAACUGCAGCUGCACCAGGAGCAAACAUGCGCCGGCAGGAUCUUUGUCUGUGUAGAGUGCGACAAAUCUUUCCAGUGUGCCACAAAGCUUUCGGAGCAUAUGCUGAAACACAGGGAUGAGGGUGUCUGAGCCUGUUUAAACACAGGUACUGUACACAUCCUCCCCUGUGCUUGAACUGUAAAUGCUGUAAUAUUCUGUUUAUUUCAGACACUCACUUCCAGAGAUGUAGGACCCAUUCAAGGUCACAGGGCACCAGUUUAUAUAUAUUAAUGUAUGCAUUUUUAUUUAUUGCGCGUCAUGAGUUGUAAAAUGUGCCUCCUCUUUCCCCAUGGUGCUGGGUUCCCAUUAGAAUGUUGUGGGAUAAAAAUUGCCCCGAGCACAGCAUCGACACUCGAGCUGACAGUUUAAUGAUGUGAUAUGAAACUGGUUACAAGAGCAGAGACUCUUUUAAAAGUGAGAAUAUGAAUGCAUGGUGGGACACUCAUUAAAAGUACACCAUCCCUUCAUGAGCGUGGCACUUCAAAAACCCCAUUACAUCCUCAUCCUGAAUUUAUAGACACAUAAAGAUGUAAAUACCCAACUUUAGUAGGAGUAUGAUCCUGAAUUUAUGGAUACACAAAGAUUUAAUUACCCCACUUUAGCAUUUGUUGCAAAAGCCAAACAUACACAAGAUGAGAGAUUUGGGAGCUAACCAGCAUCAAAACUUAUUUAUUCUCAAAAUGUUUUGAUGAUUAAAGCAGUCAGAAGCAAGUCACAGUCUCACAUAGUCAGAUCAUUCUCCACAGUGCUGUGUUAGCUCAAUGGAGAAAGAUCUGACUGAAAAAUAUGCUCCACUUUGUACAAAUCAAUCACAACUGCCUUGCAUGGGGGUAAGUCCAGGAUGCAGAGAGGAUGUGUUGGGGGAGUUGACUUAAUGGAACAGUUUACAUACAGCAAGGUGAGCACUACUAUCAAAAUGGAUAAUUCACAAUAACAAACUGUAUGAUCUAAAUCUUCAGCAAAACUCUCAAUUUUCAGUAGGUAAGUUCAGAAGUUUUUGUUUCUCAUAGCAGAGGGGGUUUCAAAGUCGUAACAUGCAAAUAGCAGAAGAGGAGAAGAAUACUGCUUGAAAUGCAAAAAAUAUUCGCAUGAAAAUAUAUUUAAGGUACUAAGAGUAACAGUAGUUGUUCUGUAUUAUAAAAUGGAAUCUGUACAGAAACAAGUCAAGCUCUCAGAUAAAUGUAGUGGAUUUUUUCUCUGAAAUGCUGUGGAGUACAAUGUCGAAGAAAACAGAAAGUACACCACUAAAAGUUUACUUCAGUACAGUAUAAGAGUAGUUGUAUGUUUACUGUACGAAUAGACCAGUCCAAUUUGUCUAAUGAUUCAGGGGAGCUAUCUUAUCACUUGCUUUUUUCUUUUUUUUUUUAACCAGUGGCAUGAUGUAUUAAUAUAUUUUAUGUCUAAAGUCAUUCUGAUAUUUCUAUGCAUGGUGUAUGUCAUUUGCUAAACUUCACAUCUUUUUACCCAUACAGUGUAAGAGCAAAUAAAAGCAAACUGGCAUUUAAA